Molecule: messenger RNA, 1978 nt
Organism: Aegilops tauschii subsp. strangulata
Lineage: Eukaryota; Viridiplantae; Streptophyta; Magnoliopsida; Poales; Poaceae
Product: protein Brevis radix-like 2
Source: RefSeq, a predicted model, not a curated record
CGGCUGGGAGCGAAUCCGGGGAUCCCGUCCCACCCCGCCCCCACCAGCCCCUCUCUGCUCCUCCCUCCCUCCCCCCUCUGCCCUCCUCUCUCGAAAAAAAGAAGGCAGAAAAUAAACUCCCUCCUCGUCAGUUGCUCGAGGGGGCUGCGUCAGCCGAUAGCUCUGCCGCGCGGUGUCGUUUCCGCGGCGAUCCUGCCCCUCCGCCGCCGCCGCGCCCGCGCGCGCCUACGAGGAUCCGUCCGCAGUCUGCUCCACCGGGCAUUUCACCAGAGGAGCAGAGCGGAGGCAGCGGCCAAGAAGAAGAUCAUUUCGACAUCAGAAGCAGCAGUGAGAUGACCAUUCAAAAAAGGAUGCAGCAGUGAGCGACGGGGGAUACGGACGCCACCACUGUUGCCGCGUGGUCGGAAUCGCUGCUGUGAUCGGGACGUUUGAGGAACUGUGUGAUCUGGUCUACCUAAGCAGAGCAGGGGAGAAGUAAGCGAUCGAGCGGCCGGCGGGCGUGAAAGAGAGAAGAAGCGAAGAUGCUGGCAUGCAUCGCCUGCUCGACCAAGGACGGUGGAGAGGACGGCUCCCGUGCUGUCGGCGCACCCAACGGCAGGGACGCCGGCAAGUCCCUCACCUCACAGCUCAAGGACAUGGUGCUCAAGUUCUCCGGCUCCGGCAAGCACUACAAGGCCACCGGGAGCCCAUCGUUCAGGGGCAACCGCUUCCACCGGUCGAGCCGGCUGGCCGCGUACCCGGGCAUCAUCGACGACUCGGGCUUCACGUCCGACGGGGCCGGCGAGGCGUACACCUACACGAGAACAACGUCGAGCGCGGGCGCCCCGUCCACAACGUGGGACAUGCCCAAGAUCAACCAUGGCUUCCAGCCGCACGCGAGGAACCCGAGCGCGAGCUGGAUACCGAGCAUCGGGGAGGAGGCCGAGGAGGACGACGAGGAGGCCGUCGUCCUGGAGGAAGACCGCGUGCCGAGGGAGUGGACCGCGCAGGUGGAGCCCGGCGUGCACAUCACUUUCGUCUCCAUCCCCGGCGGCGCCGGCAACGACCUCAAGCGGAUCCGCUUCAGCCGGGAGAUGUUCAACAAGUGGGAGGCGCAGCGGUGGUGGGGCGAGAACUACGACCGCGUGGUGGAGCUGUACAACGUGCAGACGUUCCGGCAGCAGGGCCUCUCGACGCCGUCGUCCUCCAUCGACGACGCCAUGCAGAGAGAGUCAUUCUACUCCCGCGCGGGCUCGACGAGGGAGAGCCCGGUGGUGCUGCCGCCGUCCGCGGCGGCGGCGAGCAGGGAGCGGCCGAUCACCCGGACCGCGUCGUACAAGGCGGCGUGCCACCCGUCCACGGCCGUGCCGGACCCGUCCGACCACGUGUGGGCGCACCACUUCAACAUGCUCAACACGGCGGCGGGCGCGUCGUCGAUGCCGUCGAGCGCGGGCGCCCCGCCGCCCUACGACCCGUCGCGCGCCACCACGUCGUCGCUGGACGAGGCGUCCGUGUCGGUGAGCAACGCGAGCGACCUGGAGGCGACGGAGUGGGUGGAGCAGGACGAGCCCGGCGUGCACAUCACCAUCCGCGAGCUCGGCGACGGCACCCGCGAGCUCCGCCGCGUCCGCUUCAGCCGGGAGCGGUUCGGCGAGGAGCGGGCCAAGGUGUGGUGGGAGCAGAACCGGGACCGGAUACACACGCAGUAUCUGUAGCAGCGAGCGGGACACCACUGAAGCAGCUAACACGUACGUACGUCAGGUGACUCAGGUCCGGAUGGGACUCGUAGGUUAGAGUGAUGGUGAUGGUGUGAUACUUACUGUACUAAAGCUAGUGCUGCCGUUAGUCCAUUCGUCUUGAGAGGCGGCAGGUUGAUGGUUCAUGCUGCUGCGCCUUGUGUAAAAUGUGUUUACCGGACAGUUACCGGUUCUUUUUUUUUUGGAUCGGUUUGUAUGUUCCUGAACAGUGUGAAUGUGUGAUUCGUUUGUUUCUUUGUUUA